Molecule: messenger RNA, 996 nt
Organism: Nomascus leucogenys (northern white-cheeked gibbon)
Lineage: Eukaryota; Metazoa; Chordata; Mammalia; Primates; Hylobatidae
Product: 26S proteasome non-ATPase regulatory subunit 7-like
Biological process (GO): proteasome-mediated ubiquitin-dependent protein catabolic process
Cellular component (GO): proteasome complex
Molecular function (GO): protein binding; metallopeptidase activity
Source: RefSeq, a predicted model, not a curated record
AUGAGGCUGGACCUGGUGGUGCAGAAGGUGGUGGUCCACCCCCAGGUACUGCUCAGUGUGGUGGAUCAUUUCAACAGAAUCAGCAAGGUUGGAAACCAGAAAUGCAUUCUUCAUGUGCUUUUGCGGUCAUGGCAAAUGAAAGUACUUGAUGUAUCCAGCAGUUUUGCAGUCCCUUUUAAUGAAGAUGACAAAGAUAAUUGUUUUUUAGCCCACGAUUAUUUGGAAAACACGUAUAGAAUGUUUAAGAGGGUGAACGCCAGGGAAAGAAUAGUUGAGUGGUACUACGUAGGGCCUAAACUACACAAGAAUGACACUGCCUUCAAUGAAAUCAUGAAAAGAUACUGCGUAAACUCAGUAUUGGUCACUAGUGACAUGAAGCCAAAGGACUUAGGGCUGCCUACAGAAGCAUAUAUUUCAGUAGACGUCUAUGAUGAUGGAACUUCAGCCUUGAAAACAUUUGAGCAUGUGACCAGUGAAACUGGAGCAGAGGAAGCUAAGGAAAUUGGAGUUAAACACUUGUUACAAGACAUCAAAGACACUACAGUGGGCACUCUUUCCCAGUGUAUCACAAACCAGGUCCUGGAUUUGAAGGGACUGAACUCCAAGCUUCUGGGUACCAGAAGCUACCUGGAAAAAGUUGCCACAGGCAAACUGUCCACCAACCACCAAUUCAUCUAUCAGCUGCAGGUCUUCAAGCUGCUGCCAGUCAUCAGCCUACAGGAGUUUGUCAAGGCCUUUUACCUUAAGACCAAUAACCAAAUGGUGGCAGUGUACCAUGUGGCCUUGCUGAUCCAUUCUGUGAUCACCCUACACAACCUCAUCAACAAGAUUGCCAACUGGGAUGUAGAGAAGAAAGACAGGAAAAAGAAACCAAGAGCAAAAAAGGAUAGAAAAGAUGACAAAGAGAAAGAUAAAGGAAAAAAAGACUCCAUCUCAAAAAAAAAAAAAAAAAAAAAAAAGAGCUGGGCACUGCAGCUCAUGCCAGAGCAGGCGUGA